Molecule: messenger RNA, 678 nt
Organism: Nicotiana tabacum (common tobacco)
Lineage: Eukaryota; Viridiplantae; Streptophyta; Magnoliopsida; Solanales; Solanaceae
Source: RefSeq, a predicted model, not a curated record
AUGCCUAAAUUAAGCCAAACUCCCUCUAAAGCAAAAUCCUCAUCCAAGACUAAAGCCAAACUCAAGAACAUGAAGCCCAAACCAAAGAUAAGUUCAAAGCCAACCAGUGAACCUACACCUACACCUGUUCCCUCUCCACCUAUACCCUCUACUGUACUUGCACCUUUAUGCCCUGCUUCUGUUGCACCCACUGUUCCCACCUCUACUGGACCUUCAUCCCUAAAACCACCUUCCCAUGCACCUGUGUCUACUUCGAAAAACACCUCUAAAACUACCAAGAUCAAGGAUACGUCAAGAAAAUCAGUUAAGAGUGACAAUGUGGUGAUUCGUGCUGCUACUAAAGAGGACACAAUGGUUAAGGAAGCUGUGACUCAGGGGGAAUAUGUGUCAACUACUACUGAUCAGGUAAAAUUACCUCCAUCAAAGUUAGAUGUUCUGGUUUUUGCUAUUGAAGUUGCACCCUUAGAAAUUGUUCCACCCAUAAGUGACAAACCUCGAGUGGAGGAAACCACUUUAGAAACAAAUAUUGCAACUCAAGAGAAAAGGGUGGAUAGCACAAAUGUCAUGCCUAUGGUUGAGGGGGAAGGUGAGAAAGAACCAAUGAAUAAAGAGGCUUCUGAUGGUCUCUCUUUCAGUUGGACUGAGGAUGAGGAUGAUAAUGAAGGAGAGGAAGAAUGA